AUGAAAGAUCAUAUUAAAGAAAAAUUAGAUACUAAUGAAUUAUGUGUUAGUAUGCUUCAGAAAUCUGAAGAAAAGGGUUUAACGUUUGAUGAUUUAUGGAAUAAAAAGAUAAAUUCCACUAUGAAAGAAUGGAAACAGAACAAAAAUACUCAAAAAGUAUACAAAGAUCUAUACAAGUCUAGUAAUUCUGAAGAUGAAAAAGUCAAUACAUAUAUAACAUUAAUCAUUAAAUUCAUUUUUACAGCCGAAAAAGAACGUAUGGCUUCAAAUAGUAUUUGGGUUCAAUCGGUCAUUGAAACUAUAUUUAAUGAAAAAUAUCUUUCUACAAAAAUUGAUUCAAAAGUUAUAGAAAUAUAG
Molecule: messenger RNA, 357 nt
Organism: Funneliformis mosseae
Lineage: Eukaryota; Fungi; Glomeromycota; Glomeromycetes; Glomerales; Glomeraceae
Source: the annotation of a GenBank genome assembly